CGGUACAGCAGCAGCAACAGUAGCACAGCAGUAGCACCAACAGUAGCAGCAAUGUCGUUUGGCCUCGUCCCCCCCCUCUCGCAUAUUUCAUCCUCUCGUGCCACAUGACUCCCACGUAACUAUUCACUCGCAUGACGUGUAUCUUUUGUUCGCUCCACUCCGCAUGCAUGCGCGCAUGUGUCACUGCAUCGCAGUCCGUGGCGCCGCGUGGAAAUUCGCCCCUCUUCGCGCGCACACUGUUUUGAGUUUCCUUCCCGCUUGUUCACCCCUGUUUAAUUGGCUUUUUUUUGGUUUUUUUUUGUUCUUUUUUUUGUUCUUUUUUUUGUUCUUUUUUUUACCGCUUUUCCCCUUUGCUUCCUUUCCGCGUUUUCCACGGAUCCCUCCCCCCGCACGCACCUCGCGAUGGAAAAUCCACUCGCCAGAAUGUGCAGGGCUAAGUAUUUGUUCGCCCUCGCCGUGUGUGUGAUUGCCCUGCUGAUGAGGGGGCACUCCUCGGUCAAGUGCACCCGCGCGGGGGCUCCCCAGGGGAAGAUCUCUCUUUUUCUGGAGACAAAGCUGGCCGACUUGGGAAUAGCCGACCCCCCCUACACCGUUUUCAACUUCGCAACGGAGGCUGCCAACACCACUGACGUCUUAGAGGAUGAGCUCAGGAGAAAGGAGAACAAAGCCAUGAGGCGAUUCAGGCACGACUUGAACGAAAAGAAGGAGCGAACCGCAAACUUGCUGACCAGCCUUUUGAAGAACUCCCUUCACUUUUUCGACGCCGAGCAUGAGCACAGCUGAGACGGAGAGGUGAGCACUCCGCGGGGGAGAAAAUGAAAGCUCAUUGGCAAGUAGUCAUGCCACGUAGCCUUUAGUUUUUUUUUUGUUUUUUUUUCUUUUUUUUUGAGAACGAUUACGACCAUUUGAAUAGUUAGUUCCCGCUUGGCCA
Molecule: messenger RNA, 931 nt
Organism: Plasmodium vivax (malaria parasite P. vivax)
Lineage: Eukaryota; Apicomplexa; Aconoidasida; Haemosporida; Plasmodiidae
Exons: 5
Coding region: 403-783 (126 amino acids)
Source: RefSeq, a predicted model, not a curated record